Hippopotamus amphibius kiboko is the source of this 5353-nucleotide messenger RNA. RefSeq names its product zinc finger protein 473 (gene ZNF473). Gene Ontology annotation, biological process: negative regulation of transcription by RNA polymerase II. The transcript is spliced from 5 exons. Lineage: Eukaryota; Metazoa; Chordata; Mammalia; Artiodactyla; Hippopotamidae. Gene Ontology annotation, molecular function: DNA-binding transcription repressor activity, RNA polymerase II-specific. The coding region runs from base 783 to 3467 and encodes 894 amino acids. The record is from RefSeq and is a predicted model, not a curated record.
GUGGUUGCGAGGAGGCGCGUGUGAGAGAAGCUGAGUCUCCGGCACCCACCUGGCUGGGGUCCGGCCUGUUAACCCGGCGGCCUGCAGUCUCCAGGGAGACUCACGUUCUGACUCCUCCUCCUGCUUCUGGACAAUUUGGGGGCUCCUCCAGCAUGGCCAGAGAGUCAGCCCUAGGAGGAAGCACACUUUCUCCUAGGUCCCUCGUCAUUUCCACAGCUCUGCCAGCCGGGAUUGCGGAGGGGUGUGGAGAUCUCAUCCACACGAACGAACCUGAAUGUGAAUGGCAUGGCGGAAUUAAGAAAAUUCACACAAGAGUAUAGGAAAGCAUGGGGUCGGGGACUCAAGACCAAGCCAGUCAAGAGUCCCAAGCUUUGAUUCCCAUAGCGUAUUUAUUGAGGAAAAGCUUUCUAGCAUUCUAGAUUAUAAAUCACGAUAAUGGACAUCACAAGGUAUAUGCUUCAAUUAGAGAAAAAAGCAGAACAUCUUGUUUUUCAUGACUACUAGGGGAGAUAGUUAAUCUUUAACUCGGAGCUGGAGCCUGGUGCCAUGGGCUAUAUGACUGCUUUAUCUCAGUGGUUUUCCUUGAGACUAGUUCUGCUUUCAGAACUGCCUGCAGCCAUGUAGCCGGUCCUGAGCUCUCAGGAUUGUUACUCCAAGUCAAUGUCCUCUUUGUCCUCUGUGGUUCUCUACAGAGGGGAAGGAGGGGGAGCUUAAAUGAGGACCCGGCUGCUGGGCCCCCAUUGGCUGUGACGGAGGAAUUUGCUACCCCCAAGGACAUAGCCAUGGACUUUACCCUGGACGACUGGGAGCAGCUGGGGCUGGACCAGGGGGACCUCUUCUGGGACACAGCACUGGACAACUACCAGGACCUCUUCCUGCUGAACCCCCCCAGAUCCAGCCUGACCUCCCAUCCAGAUGGUGGGGAAGAGCUGGAGGCCCUGGUGAAAGGAAGCCCAGAGUCAGCAGGCCCUGACACGGCUGAAGCCAAGAACUCUCCUCUGCCGCAGGACUUCUUGGAAGAAGUACUCUCCCAGGAGAUUACAGAGACAUUUUCCAAGGAUGACCUCUGGAACUCCCAGUUGGGAGAAGCCUGCAUAGGCCAGAGCUGGUCAGAUAGUUUGCUAGGAGAUCCAGAAAGUCUUCUGAGGUUGGAUACUGUUACCAGCAAGGAAAGUACCACAGAAUGCAAGAGCCACGAACUCAAGAGCGCCCUUGUUCCUGGGUCCCUCCUUUCCCCGGGAACAGGUUCCAUGAUGCAUGAUCUUCCUGAAAAGAGCUUGACACCUGCUAAGUCUCAGGAAUGUGGAACUGAUUUUGGGUGCUACUCAGACCAGAGCCAGCAGGAUACUGUUCAGGGAGGGGAGAAACCAUAUAAAUGUAGUGAGUGUGGGAAGAGCUUCAGCCAGAGUUACCAUCUGAUCCAGCACUGGAUUCUUCACACUAGGGAGGACCCCACUGUGCUUCAAGAGUAUGAGAAAGAUGUCAGCCAGAGUUGUUCCCUUUUCAUGCAAUCAGUGACUCACAGAGGCUACAAAUCCUAUGUGUGUAACAAGUGCGGGAAAACUUUUAGUCAGAAUACACACUUCCUGUGGCAUCAGAACAUUCACACUGAAGAAAAACCAUGUAAGAGUCAAGACAGUGAUGGUCCAGCAGGUCACGAAUCACAGCCUGUUGAGCAUGAGAAACCACCCCCAGAUGGUAAAUCCUACAAAUGUAAUGAAUGUGGCAAGAGUUUCAGCCAAACCUCUCAUCUCACCCGGCAUCAGAAGAUCCACACUCGAAAACGCUACGAAUGUGCCAAAUGCAAGGCGAUCUUCAACUUUAACAAAUACCUCCUCCAACAUCAGAAAAUUCAUGCUGCAAAAACGACCGCUGAGUGUCAGGAGUGUGGGAAGGCCUUCAGGCGAAGCUCCUUGCUUGUUAAACACCAGUCUAUUCACACUGGAGUAAAGCCUUAUAAGUGUGACGAGUGUGGGAAACUCUUCAGCCAUAUCCUGACCCUAAAGAUCCACCAGAGGGUUCACAGUGGCGAGAAGCCGUACAAAUGCAGUGAAUGUGGGAAAGCUUUUUACCGGAACACUCACCUCAGUGAACACCAGAGGAUUCACACGGGCUACAGGCCCCACAAAUGUCACAAAUGCCUCAAGAGUUUCAGCCGGCCCUCCCACCUGAUUCGACACCUGUCCAGUCAUGCCACAGAAAAGCCCUACAGCUGUGCCGAAUGCAAGGAGACCUUCAGCCAUCAUGAAUACCUUGUUCAGCACCAGAAAAUCCAUGCUGUGGAAACUCCCUAUGAAUGUCAGGAGUGUGGUGAGCGCUUCAUUUGCUGCUCGACCCUAACUUGCCACCAGAGCAUUCACACUAGAGAAAAACAAAGACUCAAUGAGAGCAGGAAGAUCUUGAAUGAGAACCCAGAGCAGAGAGAGCAUCCAAGAGUCGGUGAGAAGCUCUUUAAGUGUAACAAAUGUGAGAAAACCUUCAGCCGCAGCAGAUAUCUGACUCAGCACCAGCGGAUUCAUGCCAGGGUGAAACCCUUUGAGUGUACCCAGUGUAGGAAAGCCUUUGGCCAAAGUUCACAGCUCACGCGCCACCAAAGGAUCCACUCUGGAGUGAGACCAUAUGAAUGUGGGGACUGCGGGAAGGCCUUCAUGCAUAGCACCUCCCUCGCCAAACAUCAGUCUACCCAUAAGAGUGAGCACUCCUUUAAGUGUAACGAAUGUGGGAAGACUUUCAGCCAAAGUGCAUGUCUCUUAGAACAUCAGUUAAUCCAUGCUGCGGAGAAGUCCUUUAAACCUAACAAGUGUGACGAACUCUUUGCCCACAGUGACUGUCUUGUUCAGCAUCAGGGAACUCAGGCAGGAAAGAAGCCUUUUGAGCAAAAUGAAUGCAGGAAAACGUCCCAGCAGAACUUGUGCCUUUCCAAACAUCAGAGAGUUCACACAGGUGAGAAGCUCCACGAAUGUGGUCACUGUGGGAAAACCUUCAGCCUGGGUGCUCAACUCAUUCAACACCAGAGAGUUCACACUAGAAAAAAGCCUUACAUUUGUCACGAAUGCGGGAAAGUCUUCAGCCAGAGUUCGUGCUUUUCUAAGCAUCAGAGAGUUCACACAGGUGAGAAACCCUACAAAUGUGGCUACUGUGGGAAAACCUUCAGUCAGGGUGCUCCACUCAUCCGACAUAAGAGGAUUCAUACUGGAGAAAAGCCUUAUGUUUGUCAGGAGUGUGGGAAAGCCUUCACCCAGAGCUCGUGCCUUUCUAAGCAUCAGAGAGUGCAUACUGGGGAGAAGCCCUACGUGUGUGCCGAAUGUGGGAAAGCCUUUGCCCAGAAAGCAAAUCUGACACAGCAUCAGAGAACUCACACUGGGGAGAGGCCUUAUGCUUGUAAUGUGUGUGGGAAAGCCUUUGGCCUUAGUGCCCAUCUCAGUCAGCACCAGAGAAUUCACACCCAAGAGAAACCGUAUCAGUGACCACAUUGUCAGAAAGCCUUGUGCUGCUGCUCAGGUCUCAGCCGACAUCAGUGAACUCACACUUCAGAGAAGCAGGUAGCAGUCCUCCCCAUGGCUGCUGGGUGGCAGCUGGAUCCCAGACAUCUGCGAAUGUGUUCAUGCAAGGCCUAAAGUUGAAAGCAUCUAAGUGUAAGCCUCUCCCCCCAUGAGUAGUAAGUCUCUUUAUUAAUAAAGAUUGAUUAGAAAACUUGCACACAAGUUUCACUAAAACAGUGAAGACACAAGCACUGAGAAGCUGGAGCUUCAGAAGUCAUGGGGUAGACUGGAGCCAGUCUGCUGAGUUAAAUCCCAACUCUGCCAUCUGCCACCUGAGUGACCUGGGGAGAGUCUUGGAACCUCUCAGGACCUCAGUGUUGUCAUUUAUAAGAUGGGCACAAUAAUAGUUACCUACCUCAAAGGGCUGUUGUGAGGAUAAAGAGAUUUAAAGCACUUAGAACUAAGCGCCCAGCACAUGGUAAGUACUCACCUAGUGUGAGCUACAAAUACGCAUCAGAUAUAACAGUUACCUCUUUUACAUUAAAAGGAAUAGAAAGUUAAGCAACCCUCUAUCUCUGUUUAACUGCAGUUAACAUUACUAGUAUGCAUGGCUUUAAUUUUUAAACUUUUAUUCCAAAAUACUCUUGGCUUGGUUGGUUCUAAAAACCCAGCACUUUGCUCUUAAAAAAAAAAAAAGGCUAGCCUUUUCCUUCCCUCCAUCUCUCAGCUCUGUCCUAGUACUUUCUUAACUUACCAACAAAAAGCCAAGAACAUGUAAACUAACGUUGUACAGCAAGAACUUUCCACUCCUACCCUCCCAAACCUCUCACUCAAAAGGACCCCCUCCCACAUCCACAUGCCACCCCCUUCCCAUAAUCUCCCACUUAAAGCUGUUGGUUAAAUGAUGAGACCCAACUUAUUGUGAGUUAAUACCAUAAACAGCUAGAUUCAGUUAGGAAAGUUACAUGGGAUGUCGCUGCCUCUGCAUGGUUCACACUAUCUAUACAGAAGAUGUGCUUGGUGCAAAAAUUGUGAUGCACAGAAAUGACUGCUGGGAUGAAUGUCCUUCACCAUUUGUCCAACUCGGCCACUCACCAGGCACCUUCCUAGGCUCCAGGGUGGGGAACACCAAUAUGGUAAGCCCUGCCCUUGCCUUGAAGCUUCUGGAAUCAAAGGGAAAUGGAUGGCCUUGUUUUCAUACAGGAAUGCUGUUCGUUGCCAAGUGAUAUCUUGGAGUUGGAGCCGUUGCGUUCACUGCUUGUCUUGGCCGGGCCUGUUCUCCAGCAGAGUCUCACCUCAGGGCACCACACGACCCGCUCUCUGGAUGGCACUCCUCGGCUCUGAGCUUUUGUUUCCCACCUGCUAAGUGAUCCAGUCAUCUGUUUGCUGAAGCACAACCUUAUGAAGACAUUGGACUCUGACACUUUUAAUAUUCUGUCAUAUUUUUGGUGCUAAAAAGAUUCAGGAGUCUGUGCUCUGGGCCCUUGGGAUUUUCAAACCACGUACCUUGAGUUGUGCUGGUUGGUUUUCUUGUUGAAACUGGGACUUUAUGGGCUGACCAUUCACACCGUAGUGGGGAGUGUACUGGUUUUCAAAUGGCUGAAACAUCCAGCUCCUCCCUGCCUGUCGUGUCUGGGCAACAGGCCUGAUAUAUGCCUCAGGGGCAGGGCAGGGGUGGGAACUCAAAUUGAUAAGUGUAUUCAACCAAGAAUUUUGAUACCAAAGAUAGAGUCCAGAGGGCUUGUGUGAAGUUGGCAGCCAUUGUGUGUGUGUUUGGGGGUCUGUGUAACAAAAGACCUGUGUUUUGUGGGCUAAUGUAGAAAUGCCCAUCCUCAUGUCUGUGCGUUGGUUCUCUGAUUAAAGUUUUGAGU